CAGAACGGUGCCAGCUGCAUGACGGAAACAGCCGCGGUGCAGCGCUGGAGUCGUCACCAAGGCCGGUUAGAGCCGCUCCUGCCAGCGGGUGGGGGUCGUGGGCGGUAGGAGCACCUUUGUCGGCCGGCACACACCCAUACCUCUUGAAAGUCUCGUACAACCUCGUCAAGGCGCACGGCUUCUGUGCCGAGUGCGAGGCUGCUGCUGCUGCUGAGCGGACGUGGGGAAACAAUUCACGAGCUGUGGGAGACGGAGGCACCAUGAAGUGGCUCCUGUUCACAGCGAUCAUCUCCCUCCUGGCUGUGACGUCCACUGUGAAGCUGCAGCUCUUCCUGCCGGAGAGUGUGGAUGUGACAAAGGGAGAGAACGUGACUCUUCCCUGCUCAUUCUCUUCCCUGUCGACCGACUCGAGUGGCUUCUACAUCACGUGGUUCACGAUGCCCACAGGCUACGUAAUCUAUGACUCACUUCACGGGAAUCUCUGGCCUGGAAUAGCUGAGUUUGUGGGAGACGAGGUAAAGGGCGACUGCUCCCUCAGGCUCCUCAACGUCUCCAGCACCCUCAGCCCCGUGUUUAAGUGCUAUGUCAGUUGUACCAGCUGUGGGACGGAUGACUUGUGGGAGGAACGAGAGGUGAAGCUGAACGUGACGGCUGCAGCCCCACGGUCACACGGUGGGGGCGUGAGUGACGCCACCCUCGCCCCUCUAGAGGAGACCUCGCACAAGCGAGUCUUGGUGGCUGCCUACGUCCUGGCUGCCGUCAUCUCCGCCAUCUCCGUCAUCAUCAUCGUUGUCUCCGUCUUCAUCUGGCAGAAACACCGUUGGUCUUCAGGGCUCUGCCUCCACUCACGCAGUGACGGCGACUAUAAAGACGUGCGUGGGGACAUGAACGGGCAGCCGCUGAUGAACGGACACGAAGAGAAAAAACAACAAGUAUUGGAGACCGUGGACGCUUGAUAAUGUUCAGGACGGCUCGAUGCCGAAUCUGAUUGGUUGGCACGUGGAGCGGGUCGCACACAAAAACGGCCCGUCUGCUCCGUGUUCCACGUUUUAUUUGAAACCUUAGACCAUCAUGCCUUUGCCAUCUCUUGCCUUGACAACCGUAACUCUCAACCGGGUAUCUCUCGUGUGUCUCCAACUCCAUCACCUCUAUCUCCUGGAUUUCUCAGAGUGUCCGUGAACGAAACCACAUGACUCCAAUCCUGAAAUUGCUUCACCAGGUUCCGAGUCUAUCUGGGGUGCACUUGAUAGUGGGCGGCACCACCGUGGCGAGAUGUUAACUACCUCGCCUGGUAUACAGGAGGUCGUGGGUUCGAUCCCGACCCUGACACCUGCCUGUAUAUUUGGAGUUUGCACGUUCUCUCUCUCCUCACGGUGUCGUGGAUUUUCUUUCAGAUACACAGGUUUUUUCCUCCACUUUUAGAAUCAAGGUGCGUUAAGAGUAUUUGGCUGCAUUACAUUUCCUCAUGGUGAUAAGCCACUUCGUUAAGCUAUCAUUUGUGAUAUCCAGGUCGCUUCUUCAAAAGAGCUACAUUGCUCAGCGGGGCCUUACCUGGUAAAAUAAAUCCAGCAGUGGAACUGCGGAACUAAUCUACUGCUGGAUUAUAUUUUCCGCCUGAGGACGACCACUUGUGUUGCGAUCAAAACGUCGUGAGAUAUUAUUUUCAUUGUUUUAUUUUUCUACCUACGUGACUUUACCGAAAUAACCAAAGAGUAUGGAUUCCUGCAGUCACGAAAGCUUCAAAUCAAGAUCUCUCUCUCACCUGGCUAAACAAAUCGAUUCUUAAUUUAUUAAAAUCGUAAUUAUCAAUCGUGAUAAUGGAAGAAUCGCGAGGGGGAUGGGUGGGGUCUGAUUGGCUGACACCUGUGCGUUCGCUCUCAUUGGCUGAGCGGCUUGUGGGCGGCAACGUUUCCUCGGCCAAAGCUGCUGCUGCGUUCUCAUUCCGUUAAGCGCUUUGUAGUUUUUUAGAUUUUUUUUUUUUCCUCAGUAAACAUUUUCUCUCCAGGCAUCCUACCGGUGGGUCGCGCUCAGUGAGGUCUGCCUGUGGUGUGGAUGUGUUGAGAGCAGGGCCGGGUUCUUGUUCUUGUUCGGCCCUCGGCACUUCAGUUUCGUCGGCACUUUGAGUGAUGACUCUCUACUGCUGCUGCUGCCCCAUGUGACGACCACCGCUGACACUCCACUCGCUUCACGCUUUGCUACGUUCGUCCAGCCGCUGGACAGAUGUCGUUACUGCUGGCAGGUUCACGAUUUAGUCUGUGCCCUCGUUCGAUGGGAUGGUGCGGCUGCGUGCCGCAGAUAAACGCAUUUAAUUUUAAAUUAUUGAAACAAAAAUCAAACAAGGUAUUCCUAAAAAUAUUAAAAGCCAACGUUGUUUUAACAAUUUUUUUUACUGUGAUUACAUCGGAUGACGCAGGUUCAAAAGGAUGCCGUUCAUUUUAAUCGAUAACAAAAAAAAAACAUGGGUCCAUUUUAUUUUCGUAGACCCGAGGCACAGUGCCUCCUGUGACCUAUUGGAUAACACGGCCCUGGUGGGUGGCUGGGUGGCUGGGUGAGUGGCUGGAUGAGUGGCUGGGUGGGCGAGUGGCUGGAUGGGUGGCUGGGUGAGUGGCUGGGUGGGUGAGUGGAUGGGUGGCUGGGUG
Messenger RNA from Lethenteron reissneri (Far Eastern brook lamprey), 2639 nucleotides. RefSeq lists its product as uncharacterized. The record is from RefSeq and is a predicted model, not a curated record. Lineage: Eukaryota; Metazoa; Chordata; Hyperoartia; Petromyzontiformes; Petromyzontidae.